AUGAGUAGUUCACAGAUUUCAUCGGGUGACCUCCGUCGCCCAGAUGAAAAAUCGCCCGACGAAUGCGAGCGAACAGGAGGCCGACACGUGGCAGUAACGGCCUCCUGUCCUCGCCUUCUCUCUCCGCCGGUUGAUGUAACCGAGGAGACGGCCGUAACCGAGGAGCUGAACGGUCGAACCACGGACGUCCGUGAUUCGCCAUCAGCUGGCGUCUUCCCGAGACCCGAAUCGGAGGGGACAGCAGUUGACGCCGUCCACUCUCCUUCCGGGAACGAGGCGACGGCAGCCGAAGAGGCCCCCUCUGAUCCAACCAUUGAUCGUAUGAUCAAUGGUCAGAAUCAGCCGGCUAUAAAGGCGUCAACAGCCGUUACCGAGGCACCGCCCUCGGACGGCCACGGCCAUAACGCCGAACCAGAUCCAACCGUUGAUCUUGAGAUCAACGGAGGGGAUCACGUGGCCAUAAAGGCGCCGCAACUUUUUGCGAUCGCCGAUGCCUCGGCUGGGACGCUGGUGACGUCAUCAACGUCAGACACCGUGGACGUAGCGCCACCUGAGGUCGCUUUAGCCCAGGUCAUGCCGGCCCAGCCCAGCGAGGCUGCGCUGGCUCAGGACGUACAGGCACAGGCCCAGGUGACCCAGGCCAAGCCUGAACAGCCGGCUCAGGCUGCACCGGUCCACUCUCUCUUGCCCAGGCAAGGGGCAAGAGCCUGCGGCCCAAAAAGAAGAUAG
This is a messenger RNA of Spirodela intermedia, 729 nucleotides long. The record is from the annotation of a GenBank genome assembly. NCBI's taxonomy places the organism in Eukaryota, Viridiplantae, Streptophyta, Magnoliopsida, Alismatales, Araceae.